GUAGGAGGGAGCACUGUAACAUGCUCAGAGAGGUGAGCUGAUAAAAGUGUGGUUCUGAAGCAGUCAGCUGGAAAGUGUGUGAAGGCUGAAGACAUGGCAUGCAGCAUGGAGUGGAACCUAAAGGCAGAUAAGAAGACAACUAUGGGUCCUGUUUCUGCCUGAGGGUUUUAAACUUCUUGGACUUGGUACACUGUUUUGUGUGAGUGCCAGAAGAAAGUAAGAAAGAAAGAAAGAAAGAAAGAAAGAAAGAAAAAAAAGGAGAGACGGGUGAAAAGGCUUAGCCCUGGAGGAAGCAUCUGCUUUGGGACAAAGUCAUAUUGUUGUCAGUGGGUGGUGGAAAAACAAGCUUCAGAACAUGGACGAGGAGAGAAAAAGGUUUACUGUAAGAGCCUCGUACAGACAUUCACACACUUUCACUGCUCACACACAUGUUCAGACAGCUGCACUUCCUGGUAUGCUGUGUGGACUGAUUGCCUGAGCUGCUUGGUGGAAUGAACUCCUAUACCAUGAAGAUCAAGCACAUUGUGAUACUCAUGUUCACAAGCUGAGGAUAUUUCUUGUAAUAACAAAAACUUUUUUUUUUCUCUCUGCUUAUCAGAAUUUUUAUCUUUCUGUCUGUAAAUGUUUACAAGUGUAUAAAAAAAUCAUGUUGGUGUGAGAUGGAAUAUCUCUACCUGGACUCAGUUUGCCUUGUAAUCUCAUGAUGGAGGGACAUGGAGACCGAGGUGAGAUGUCUGCAAAUCUGGAUGCUCUUGUGGAUGGUAAGGAUCAGGCAACUCCUGGAUCAGCAUCGUCAUCCUGCUCAGAUCUGUCCACCGCUACCCCUGCAGUUCAGCCCUGUCCGCACCCCACCAGGACCUUCAGUGGACUCCGGUUCUUUGGCAGAAAUCCAAAGAAUCUUAAAGCCUCCAUGGACGUGUUCUUUCGACGUCACUUUAAGAGGAAGGAGGCUGUUUUUGCUAGGCCAGGUGGCGAAGGGUCUGAGGCAUGUCGAUCCAGGAGACCCAGUAUUGCCGUACCAGCGAGCCGUGCACGCAGACGUUCCAGUGCAGGUUUUGCCUCAGCUACACUCGUGCAGCGCAGGAGAUCCAGCGUUCAGCUACAGUCACUACAGUCACUACAGUCACUGCCUCAUGCCGCUAGCAGCCGUACAACUAGAACUUGUAAUCGCAGGCGCCGCUCAAGCACCACCACACCAGGUGCAAAUCCACGUUUUGCAGUACGCCGUAAGAAGGCAAGCAAUUUGCGCAACAUUGACACGCACCUUCUUGGCCCUUCCAUGCUGCUUGCCAGCCUUAUACAGAUGACAGAGGAGGAAGAAUAUGUUCGGGAUCAAGCUGUUGGACAGGUGGAGCUGAAAGGGAGCAUGUCCUAUGUCUGCUCAGACCCUCUACUUUUAGAAGGAGACCAUGAAAGUGACAGUCCAAUCUCCACCACUGACUCUGACAAUGACCAGUACACAGAGCCAUGUGAUGAGCAUCUCAUGGAGGAAGCUUUGUCAGAUCAGGAGUUUAGAAAUUCCUCUAUUUUGUGCCAACAAACCUGCCUGCCUUUGAGUGUGGUUGUCGAGCGGGUCCAGGCUCAUACGUUAAUCCGCGUUCCACGAUGUCUCAGGAGAAAUUCUUCAUACCUAGGCCAUGCUGAAAAUGGCACACAAGGACGUUAUCCCCAGAGAAGACGCCGCAGACGGGUCUCCACCAUCUCUAAAGCAGGCAGCCCUUGGCCAGGAAGAGGUCAACCACUGCCUAGUCGCAGGAACUCCACCUGUUGGAAGACACACACUGCCUUUAGCCCGCUACUGGGAGCCCAUUAUGACCCUACAAUGGAGUCAUGGAGUGGCUUCAUCUCGAAAGCCAUUGCCAAGUCUGGUGUUCAGAACCAGGCCACACAGUCCAGUGCUUUGGCAGCGACUAAGUGUGAAACUAACCAAGAGAUUUCCCAGACAGUCGACUGGACCGAGAAUGCUCAGUACGGGCAGCACGUCUGGUUUGAGACUGGUCUUUCUGGAGAUUUCUGUUAUGUCGGAGAGCUUUACUGCUUUGCCAAAUCACUGCAAAAAUCAUUGCCUCGCUAUAAAUGUGCCGCUUGCAAAAUAGCAGUCCAUACGAUAUGCAUGGACCAGCUAGAGAAGAUUAAUUUCAGGUGUAAACCAUCAUUUCGGGAUCCAGGCACGAGAAAUGUGCGAGAGCCAUGUACUGUACGGCAUCACUGGGUCCACAGGAGGAGGCAGGAUGGGAAGUGCAGACAAUGUGGAAAGGGUUUCCAGCAGAAGUUCUUUCACAAUAAAGACAUUGUGGCCAUCAGUUGCUCUUGGUGUAAACAAGCGUACCACAAUAAAGUGACCUGCUUCAUGCUACAGCACAUAGAAGAGACCUGCAAUCUCGGUGCACAUGCUGCUGUUAUAGUUCCUCCUACCUGGAUCAUCCGAGUACGCAGACAGCAGGCUUCCCUAAAGUCUAGUAAAAGGAGGAAAAAGACGUCUGUGAAAGGCAAGGCCAGCAAGAAAGGAACAGAGGAUGGCAAAUGGAAACACUUUAUAGUCAAACCGAUUCCCUCUCAGCUCAUGAAGCCAAUGCUUGUGUUUGUGAAUCCAAAGAGUGGUGGAAAUCAGGGAGCGAAAAUUAUUCGGUCUUUCCUGUGGUACCUCAACCCACGACAGGUGUUUGAUCUCUCACAAGGAGGGCCUAGAGAGGGGUUAGAAAUGUACCGCAAAGUGCCCAACCUGCGCAUCCUGGUAUGUGGAGGAGACGGAACGGUUGGCUGGAUCCUGUCAGUGUUGGACGAGCUGCAAUUGAAUCCUCAGCCUGCUGUUGCUGUCCUUCCACUUGGCACAGGAAAUGACCUGGCCAGAACUCUCAACUGGGGAGGAGGCUACACAGAUGAGCCAGUGUGUAAAAUUCUGUCUCAUGUGGAGGAUGGGAACAUCGUACAGCUGGACCGCUGGAACCUCAGUGUGGAUCCCAAUCCGGAGGCCAGCGAAGAAGAUAAAGACGAACAUCAGACAGACAAGCUUCCCAUCGAUGUCUUUAACAACUACUUCAGCUUGGGUUUUGAUGCACAUGUAACCUUAGAGUUCCACGAAUCCCGAGAGGCCAAACCUGAAAAAUUUAACAGCCGUCUUCGGAAUAAGAUGUUCUACGCAGGGACGGCAUUCUCUGACUUCCUAAUGGGCAGCGCUAAAGACUUGGCUAAGCACAUCAGAGUGGUGUGUGAUGGCACAGACCUCACGUGUAAAGUUCAGGAGAUGAAGCUACAGUGUUUGCUCUUUCUCAACAUUCCUAGAUAUUGUGCCGGUACAAUGCCAUGGGGAAACCCUAGUGACCACCAUGACUUUGAACCUCAGAGACACGAUGAUGGCUACAUAGAAGUUAUUGGAUUCACCAUGACUUCACUGGCCACACUGCAGGUAGGAGGCCACGGCGAGAGGCUCCACCAGUGUCAGGAGGUGAUUCUCACCACCUUUAAGCCCAUUCCUGUGCAGGUGGAUGGCGAGCCAUGCAGACUGGCUCCAUCUGUUAUCCACAUCACGCUCAGGAACCAGGCCAACAUGCUGCAAAAGACCAAGAGGAGAAUCUCCCUUCCACAGCUCAAUGAUCAGCAGCCCAUCUCUGAACAGCUGCAUAUCCAAGUGAGCCGAAUCAGCAUGCGGGACUAUGAGGCUUUACAUUAUGACAAAGAUCAGCUCAAAAAAGCCUCAAUUCCUCUGGGAAUCAUCACGGUCCGGGCAGACAGCGAUCUGGAGACGUGUCGUCUGCACAUUGAGAGGCUUCACGAGGAAGGGGUUGGUGUGGAUUCAGACACAGCACCUAUACCAAAGCUCUCACCAAAAUGGUGCUUCCUAGACUCCACAACUGCAGAUCGUUUCUACAGAAUAGAUCGUGCUCAGGAGCAUCUGAACUAUGUGACUGAGAUCUCUCAGAAUGAGCUUUUUAUCCUGGACCCCGAACUGAUCACUAAGGAAACAGUGGGCACAUCUACUGGAAUGCCAGAAAUGGUAGACACACUGGGAGAGAACUUUAAUAGCUCUGACCAGAUUGUCUUCCCAGCAUGCCCUGCAGGGUCUCCACCACUCUUUAGGAUAAAUGAAGACCAAACUGCAUCCUGUGAUUUCACUAAUGCAGAGGGACAGGCAGAUUCACUGGCAUCCUCAAACACAGACAUUCACAAAUCACGUGACCUGGUCCAGAAUGAGAUUGAUAAAGAGACCAUGAAGAUGCUAAUCACAAGUGUGAAGUCAGAUAAUUUUAAAAAGCUUGUAGAGCUACACAAAGAAGGAGCCAGUCUUGCAGUAUAUGAUGCAAUGGGCUGUACACUGCUCCACUAUGCUGUUGAUACUGGCAACAGGGAAAUGGUCAGAUACAUCAUAGAUAAUGCUCCACUGAGUAUCUUGGAUGUUGCAGAAAAAGAGACAGGUGAGACAGCCCUGCACAAAGCUGCAGCAUCAUGCCAGAGGACGAUCUGUAGCUACUUGGUGGAUGCAGGAGCCUCCCUCACAAAGAUUGACCUACAGGGUGACACUGCAAAGGCACAUGCUGAGAGAGCUCAGGACUUGCAGCUGGCCGAGUAUCUGGAAAACCAGCAGCACCACCAGAUGAUUCAGAGAGACAACCAUGAGACGGCAGUAUAAACAACAGCCUGAACUGUCCUGGUCAUCCACUGACAAAUGCUUUUCUUGGCAUGGCCUAAUGACGGCAGCAUGUCAGCGUCAACAGAGAAGGUUCAAUUCUUUCUUGACUGCAAUGAGAAUCCAGGACAAAAUGUGAUGUCCUCUCGUAGCUGCAUGAAUAUGCUUCUCUUGUACUGGGGAUCAUUUUGUGCCAAAAGCUAAAUUUCCUAGAUAAUAAAAGCAAAACAUAUUUGGAUAUCAGUGUUAGAAGAACAGAAAUAUAUCUGUCUUUAGCCUUUUAUUAAGCAAACCGCUUAAACCUCAAAACAGAUCAAUGUGGACAAAAGGGUUUCUCUUUUCUCUUUUUGUUGUUGUAUUUAAGGAAUCUAUCUUACUUUUAACUCUAUAUACAGUAUGCUUGCCAGAAAUUUAGAUACUUAUGCUAGUCCCUUUUAGCUUGUUUUUUUAUUAAUAAUAUAGAAACAUUAAACUUCUGCUUUUGUCAUUUUGACUGAAUUGGACUUUAUGACAGCCAUCUGCCUGUUUAUUAAAAACCUCUUUAUUGUUUGCGGCUUUAUGAGGCGUUUCUAUCUUUUUUGGUUAAUGCUUGUAUUUUGUUAUGAGAACGUAGUGAUUGGCAUGAUUCUGCAAACCUUUUUUGAAUAACAGUGUUAGUGGCUGCCUCUUUUGUGAUAUUCUUUUAGUCUUAUUCUGAACUAGCUUCUUUCAGCAGAUUUCCUCUGUAUUGAUCAUUUAAAGAUCUCUAAUAGUAAUACGAUGUUCUUGCAAGGAAUAAUAUUAGCUCAUUAGGUCACAAUGUCUUUAGGAAUAAGUUACUAUUUAUCAUGUUUUAAUUAUAUUAGAAGGUCUUUGAUUAAAUCAUUACAUUUCAUUUCACAGCCCAGUGUAAUUUCACCAGGAAUGUUUCAGAUGCUUGUCGUUGGCUAAUUACAUUUUAGGCACCAGUGGAAAGAAUGAAUGGAAAGAUUCAUUAUACCAUUAAAAGAUGGUGUUGGGAUUUCUACUAAACCAUCUGCGAGUGGAUAACCUCAUGUUUACACCCAAGGCAUUACAUUAUCUUUUGGUUAGUGUAUUUCGUGCUUACAUAAUUUUUAGUGGCAUUUGCUCAGGUACUGAAUAUGUUUUAUGUUUUUAUAUUUUUAAUGCAGUCUGCCAUCAUUGCCUUAGCAUUAUUAUUAUUUUAUUUGUUUUUAAGUACUGUCAUGAGUUAUGAGUUAAAAUGCAUUGUCAAUGCUCUGUUUCGAGUUGCUGUGCAAUUCACUAGACAUAUUGUGUACAUAUCUAUCAAACAUUUUAAAAAUGUGUGAGUAAAAAUACCAUUCCAAACUCCUGUUGAAGCAUUUGUAUAAUUUAUGAAAUUAACUGAAAUUAUAGGUACUUCUUUAAUCCUACUACAAAAUAAACUUAGUUAGAUAAUAGAUUGUAUUAUUUACUGUAUAUUUGCUGGUUUGUUAUUGUCUAACUUGUAUAGAAGAAAUAAAGUUUUAAAUUUC
Molecule: messenger RNA, 6120 nt
Organism: Tachysurus vachellii
Lineage: Eukaryota; Metazoa; Chordata; Actinopteri; Siluriformes; Bagridae
Gene: dgkzb
Product: diacylglycerol kinase, zeta b
Exons: 34
Coding region: 701-4627 (1308 amino acids)
Biological process (GO): lipid phosphorylation; regulation of synaptic transmission, glutamatergic; diacylglycerol metabolic process
Cellular component (GO): nucleus
Molecular function (GO): protein binding; ATP-dependent diacylglycerol kinase activity
Source: RefSeq, a predicted model, not a curated record